ACCCUGAGAGCUUUGCGCUUACCCAGCGAGGAACGCACCCUCCCUCUUUCUUUCUCUACACCUUCUCCACGUCUCUCUCUAGCUCCCAUUAACACGUGCCUCUCCCUCGCUCGCUCCUUUAGUUUCCCUCCUCUCCCUCUUUCACGCAUUAUCCUCCCCUCAUUUGGUGGGACCAGCUGCUGCUACCAAACAUUUCAGUCGUUCCUUGUGGGCUCCAUUCUGCUGCUGCCCCCCUCCUGCAGCCAGCUCUCCGCUCUGCUGCCAGCGUCACCACCACCGCCCCUUUUCAGACAACACAGGGACAGACCGACAGCACUCCUCUCUUCUACUGACAAAAUGACAGCCGUUCUGGACCUCAACCAGAUUGCCAUUGCUUGUACGACCAUUGAUGUAAUGGAGCAUGACAUCGAGACCCCCCAUGGUGUCCUGCAUGUGACGAUGAGGGGCAGCCCCAAGGGCAACAGACCGGUCAUCCUCACCUACCAUGACAUUGGACUCAACCAUAAGUCCUGUUUCAACACCCUGUUCAAUUUUGAGGACAUGCAGGAGAUCACAUCCCACUUUGCUGUGGUCCAUGUGGACGCCCCAGGACAGCAGGAGGGUGCUCCCCCAUUCCCCACGGGCUACCAGUACCCUACCAUGGAUGAGCUCUCUGAGAUGCUGCCCUCUGUCAUGGCUCAACUGAAGGUGAACAGUGUGAUUGGGAUUGGAGUUGGAGCUGGAGCCUACAUCCUUUCCAGACUGGCUCUUAAUGAGCCUGCCCUGGUUGAAGGUCUGGUUCUCAUCAAUGUAGACCCCUGUGCAAAGGGCUGGAUGGACUGGGCCGCCUCCAAGAUGUCCGGCUGGACCAGUAACCUGGUUGACAUAGUGAUGGCCCACCACUUCAGUGACGAUGAGCUGUCUGACAACCAGGAGAUCACCCAGACAUAUCGCCUGCACAUUGCCCAGGAUAUUAACCAGGACAACCUGGCCCUCUUCUGCAACUCCUACAACAGCCGCCGGGACUUGGAGAUCGAGAGGCCCAUCACUGGUCUGACUGAGGACACAGUGAACACGCUCAAAUGCACUUCUCUGCUGGUGGUUGGUGACACGUCCCCUGCUGUUGAUGCAGUGGUCGAAUGCAACUCCAGGUUAAAUCCAACCAAAACAACCCUUCUUAAGAUGCAAGACUGUGGCGGGCUUCCUCAGGUCAUCCAGCCGGGUAAACUCGCGGAGGCCUUCAAAUAUUUUGUCCAGGGAAUGGGUUACAUCCCUCAUGUACUGCUUAGCCACCUGGGCAGCGAAUCAGUGCCCACGGCCAGUAUGACCCGGCUGGUGCGUUCUCGCACCCACUCUGCCUCCAGCAUGGGCUCUGUGGAGGGCACCCGUAGCCGCACCCACACACAGCUAGAGGGUGCCACUGCCGCCGGCCCGGCUGUUGAACAGGCCAGGCCACAGACCAUGGAGGUGUCCUGCUAAAGCACCAUGCCCAGAAAACAUCCUCCUCCCUCCUUCCCUCUCUCACUUUUUUUCUCCCUUUCCCAUGCUCAGUCAGAGAGGAUUGGAAUCCAGAGGGGGCAUCUGAAACGUGUUCGGAAAGAUCAUUUAUGAAGCAGUCCGGUCCUCUGCUGUGUUCACUCUCACUGUUUCCUGUUGUUGUCUAUCUAUCAUGCCUUUCUGUGCAUGACUGCGGUGGUACGGCAACCUGAAAGUCAGUAAGCAGCCGGGCGAUGCUGCUUUUCUGGUUACCUAUUUCUUGUUUUGCUGUCUACCGCCUCUCUUUUUUUGUGGGUUUUUUAUCCUUAAGAUAUAUAUGAGCUAUAUUUGUAUUUAUAACUACUAUUUGGAUCAGUGUGUCAGUUUAAAGAGGAGCGUUUGGAAAAGCAUCAGGCGUUUUCUCUUGCAAAGUACUCUUUAAGACAUUAGGUUCCCUGUUUUUCUCUUUCUCCCUCAGAGGUCUUCCUCACCUUGUGUGCAGAUCAGACCAAAUCACAACAUCCCUCUCUACCUCCUCCUUAAUGGUCCAUUCCUAAAUCAGUCUCAUGCAGACUCACUUGCACACCUUUCCGACUACUUACAAAAUCUCUUUAUUUCAGUGUUUUUUGUAAUUGUUAUUAUGUUGUGAUUUGUGAAAUACCUUUGCUUUCCUGUAUUGCAAAAUUAUGUGAUAAACCCACUCUUGUUCUGUACCUUUAUACCAAGAAUAUCUGACAGCAUGACCCUGUUGUAGAUGAAACGUAAGGAAGGUGUCUGUAAAAUUGCUUUUGUUUAGAUGUAUCUAGAAAUAGUUACCUUGUGGUGUUAUUGUUGAUUUUUCUCUUUCAAGCAAUUCAAUUUAUUUGAAAUGGCAGGCAGGGUUGUUGAUACCCCCAUUGUUACUGACAGGCAGAGAAAAGAACCACCAUUUCCUGUAGUUUAUUUAAAGUUCAGAGCAAUCACUUGAUAAUGUUCUAAGUCAGAGAACCUAAACUAGCCCACAGCUCAGUGAGUUAGGCGUUUAACUGUGUGCCAGUUGAGGUACAGAUAACAUGACUGCCUCCUCCCUUGUAUAAAACAUUCUAACUGGAAGCAAGUCAUGUUUUCCAUUCUAAUUCAAUAAUGACGGGGUGAAAACAGCAACUGAAAACAGACUGUGGAUAGUGUAAUAAACUGUUAUUAUUAAUAUUAUUGGUCAUUUUCUCUGUUUUUUUUGCGUUUCUCUCUGAUUGUACUACAGCUUGGGUGAGCUUGUGGUGAUAAUGCAUUGUGCUCUGUCCCCAUAGUAUGGGUGUGUGCUGUAAGUCAUACUGUCUGCUGACUAUAUACAUUUGUACUGAUAAUAAAAUAAAGCUAGAAGUUGUACAUUA
Messenger RNA from Oncorhynchus kisutch (coho salmon), 2825 nucleotides. RefSeq names its product ndrg family member 3b (gene ndrg3b). NCBI's taxonomy places the organism in Eukaryota, Metazoa, Chordata, Actinopteri, Salmoniformes, Salmonidae. The transcript has 15 exons. The record is from RefSeq and is a predicted model, not a curated record. The coding region runs from base 337 to 1458 and encodes 373 amino acids.